Messenger RNA from Numida meleagris (helmeted guineafowl), 816 nucleotides. Its product is annotated as cytochrome P450 2J2-like. Gene Ontology annotation, molecular function: heme binding; iron ion binding; oxidoreductase activity, acting on paired donors, with incorporation or reduction of molecular oxygen, reduced flavin or flavoprotein as one donor, and incorporation of one atom of oxygen. Lineage: Eukaryota; Metazoa; Chordata; Aves; Galliformes; Numididae. The transcript has 4 exons. Gene Ontology annotation, cellular component: cytoplasm; intracellular membrane-bounded organelle. Gene Ontology annotation, biological process: xenobiotic metabolic process. The annotation marks the transcript as partial. The record is from RefSeq and is a predicted model, not a curated record.
GGACGCGCUGGUCCCUCCGCAGCGCUCAGCGCCCUCUGCGCCCUGGCAGCACCGCCCCGUGGCAGCGGAGCGUCGGCCCGUGAGUCAGAGGCUUUGCGGGAGCUCCGUGCGGCCUCAUCUCGCGUCCCUCGGGGCCCGGCUCUGUCUGCGGCUCCGCGUGGCGGGGAGGCGGUGGCUGCGAGAGGGGCCGCGACGGGGGCUCGGGCGGGAGCCGGGAGCGUCACGGUGAGGGACCUGCGGGAGCUGCCGGCUGUGGGAAGGCGGCGGCAGGAGACGGGAGCGAAACGAGGAGCUGCCGUUGCGUUGCGUGGUGGGUGGUUCUUCCCGAGCUGCAGCCGCACCAUGCUGCGCUUCCUCUGGGACAGCAUCUCCCUGCAGAUGCUCUUCGUCUUCCUCUUUGUCUUCCUGCUCGUCUCUGACUACAUGAAGAGGAGGAAGCCGAAGGACUUCCCCCCCGGUCCUUUUUCCUUCCCUUUCCUGGGAAAUGUGCAAUUUAUGUUUGCCAAAGAUCCUGUGGCCAUAACACAGAAGCUUACUGAAAAACUUGGAGAUAUCUUCAGCUUGCAAGCAGGCAGCCAGUCGUUUGUGAUCAUAAAUGGGCUGCCACUGAUCAAGGAAGCUCUUGUGACCCAGGGAGAGAACUUCAUGGAUCGCCCGGAAAUUCCUCUUGACACAGAUAUCUUCAACAAAUUGGGGCUGAUCUCUUCCAAUGGGCACCUGUGGAAGCAGCAGAGAAGGUUCACGUUGACCACCCUCCGGAACUUUGGCCUGGGGAAGAGGAGCCUGGAGGAGCGGAUACAGGAGGAGUGCCGAUUC